AUGAUUAAUGAACUAGCUUUUAAGGCUCUUGAUCGUUCACUUAAGGACAUCAUGAGGUUUACUAACUUCAAUUCUGAAAAGAGACCAUUUAGAGGAAAAUGUGUUGUUCUUGGAGGAGACUUUCAUCAAAUAUUACCAGUUAUUCCAAAAGAAACUAGGGAGGACAUUGUUUCUGUAACAAUCAAAUCAUCAAAGUUGUGGUCUCACUGUAAGAACAUGAAGGACUUCAAGUUCUUUGAAGAAAGAGCGAUAUUGACUGCAACUCUUGAAGUAGUUGAGAUGGUGAAUGAAUUUAUCAUUUCUCAAGUCCUCGGUGAAAAGAAAGAAUAUUUGAGUUUUGACUCAUAUUGCAUAGCAGCCGAAGAUAUUGGGAUUGAACCUGAUUGCUUGUGCAAUGGAACGAGACUGAAAGUUGAAGAAUUAAGAAAUAACAUCAUUGGUUCAACUGUCGUUACAUGA
This is a messenger RNA of Gastrolobium bilobum, 459 nucleotides long. RefSeq lists its product as uncharacterized. The record is from RefSeq and is a predicted model, not a curated record. The coding region runs from base 1 to 459 and encodes 152 amino acids. Gene Ontology annotation, biological process: DNA repair; telomere maintenance. The transcript has 3 exons. Lineage: Eukaryota; Viridiplantae; Streptophyta; Magnoliopsida; Fabales; Fabaceae. Gene Ontology annotation, molecular function: DNA helicase activity.